Messenger RNA from Mollisia scopiformis, 1944 nucleotides. RefSeq lists its product as uncharacterized. Gene Ontology annotation, biological process: DNA-templated transcription; positive regulation of transcription from RNA polymerase II promoter by galactose. Bases 1 to 1854 code for a protein of 617 amino acids. The transcript has 3 exons. Lineage: Eukaryota; Fungi; Ascomycota; Leotiomycetes; Helotiales; Mollisiaceae. The record is from RefSeq and is a predicted model, not a curated record. Gene Ontology annotation, cellular component: nucleus. Gene Ontology annotation, molecular function: DNA-binding transcription factor activity, RNA polymerase II-specific; zinc ion binding; RNA polymerase II cis-regulatory region sequence-specific DNA binding.
AUGGAUGAUGGAACGCUUGUGGAGGGACCGGGAUCGGGAGGGGGCGAGCAACAAGUAGCCGAUCAGCUUCCAACUAUAGCUCACCUGCCAACUGAGAACGAGGGGGGUUCUAGCCUCCGCUUUGAAAAUUUAAAUUUGGCAUCAGAUAAUUUGGUUGCCCGGCGCUCGAAGCCAUUGCUCCCAUUAUUUUGUGGCCCUACUAACCCGUCCUUUUGUAUCAACGUGAUAAGCAUGAGUCUUAAUGAGACAGAAGGCAAUUGGGAAUAUGCAGCGUCAACCCGAGGUCGUGAGACCCUCUCGAUCUUGGAUGGUGAGAUCAUUGUUGAUCGUGAAGAUGAGACUGUUGAAAAGGAGCCGACGGAUCAGGGCUUGUACACCUCCUUGGCUUUACUUACGGCUAGCGGUAAUGGUCUACUUCUAGAUCCUCUACAAGAAUUCGAUACAGGAAGAGCUGUCCAUCUCGUACAGCUUUACGAUGAUCUGGUCGGAGUAAUACACCCCUUUAUAAAUGCUGAUGACCAGAUCCGAAUUGUCAGAGGCCUCUGCACCGGACUGGUACAGGACCCGCGUAUUACUGGUCCUACAGACUCUGAAUCUGCCAAAAUGCAAAUGACUCAAGGCGACGUCAACAUCAUUAAGAUGGUGCUCUCAAUUGCGUUACUUAUGGAGGGAAAGGGCCAAAGUAGCUUGGCAACGAAACUGUACGAGAGCCUGCGAGGUGACGUGGAAUCGAAGAUGUGGAGCAUGGCAAUAGAAGUCAACGAUUUAGAUCUGCUGAUACUGGUCAGCUUGUACCAUUUCAUUAAAGGCGAUUGGCGACUUGCCUGGCGCGUUACUGGUACCCUCACACGCAUUAUCCUUGAGUUCGGACUACACCGACGAAAAGUGGUUCUGCGCAUAUUUGACGACCCCGAGGAAGCCACGAAAGCUGUUAAUACAUUUUGGACCAUCUUUGUGCUCGACCGGCAGUUCAGCUACGCUUUAGGUCUACCUAAGAAUCUUCAAGACGUGGAUAUUGACAGUGAUUUCCCGCUACCGGAAACUGCGCCUUACUUAAAAGCCAUGGUCGAGUAUUGUCGUCUUGGGGCCAGGAUAUGUGACUCGCUCUCUAAUGCUCUGAGUGGCCAGCCGCGUGGUGUAGCCGAAUGGAAGGAAUCUCUGGAUUUCUUUCAGUAUCGUCUGAACCAAUGGCAAGAGAGACAUAUCCCUCAGGAACUACACUUCGUCCAUGAAAAUCCCAGUGUUUGGAGGAUUCGCCACAUUCGUACCCUGCUCUACUUGCGGGCUAAUCAUCUCCGGCUUCUCAUGAUGCGCCCAGUGCUUUGCUGCUCAAAUCUUUAUAUUGUGGCCGACGCACCAUCGUGGACAAUGGCAGUAAAUAUCGCCUGUGAAACGACUCAAAUUUUGAUCGAGCUAAAUACUACGACUGACAUAUACCAACUGCAAGAGACCCAAUACAACUACUUCCUCGUAACAGCGCUGGGAGUUCUACUGGUGGUAUUGGCUCGAGAGUCUCAAUCGUCUCCGUCGAAAGUUUUACAGGAUGUACAAAUAGAGCAGAUCACACUCAACGAGGCGCGCAAGUCCUUAUCAACCGCGCUGGAUCUUCUUCAGACCCUUGCGGUGUUCUCGAUCGCAUCAAGACGUCAAUCCCUCAGAGCGUCUGCCCUAUGUUACCGACUUGGCCUUCUCCCUAUGGCCCUUUCGAACGACCAAAUACCCACAUCGAAUGAUAUGGCCUUCGGCCUCCCGGUCCAAGAUUCGUUUGCUAAUACCGAAAAUUUCCCAGGUUUAAUUUUUCCAGGAGUCGACUCCGAGUCAUUCUGGGUUGGUCUAGAUCUACCUAGCUUAUAGUAGAGACAGGAAUUUAGAACAGCGACAGAUACUUGUUGAAUUUACUCUUCAGUAGUACGACGAGGGAUCCAAGGUUUUAAGACUAGAGAA